AUGGAACCGGAUCAGUCAGAGGUUGAGAGCAUCGACACAACGGACGUGGAAAGUACAAGGAUGCCGAGCAGUUCGAGCAAGAGCCGCAAGUCCAAGAGGAACAGGAACAGAACUUGGGACGAGUUCCUAAUAGCGGUCAAGCACCAUUUCGACCCCGAUAUCUACAUCGAUCACUUGGGAACCCUUGCUACUCUGCGACAGACAGGAUCAAUUGAAGCCUACCAAACGGCCUUCGAGGACACUAUGCAGCGUCUCUCCAACGUAUCAGACGAUACCCUUAUGUCUCUGUUCAUCGCUGGCUUGCGAGACCCAAUCAAGAAGGACCUGCUAACAAGGCGACCCUCAUCCCUGAACGAGGCAUUCGCCCUAGCCCAGCAGGUGGCGGCUUGUCAGAUUCUCCUGACCGGAGCACCCCCCACACCCAAAUCAAGCUUGCAGGACCGUGAGACCCGCCAACGGAACUUCUCUUCGGGACUCUCUACCACGGUGCAACACCGCCAGGGGCAAGCCCCGCCUGGACAGAACCGCCCACCCUACCCGAUUAUCAAGGUGUCCGCGGCUAAACGGGCAGAGAAACAGAGGAAAAAUGAGUGCUAUUACUGCCCAGAAAAAUACACUCGCGACCAUGUGUGUAGUAAGAAGUUCUAUGCCUUGAUCGGCGAGGAUGAUGAGGAAUUUUUGGAUGACCCGAACGAAGAAACCAACACUGAUCUGGAUGGUGAAAACAUGGUAAUUACAGGGGAUGUGUCGAGCAUUCACAUGGUCAACCCAAGACUUAAACCUCGUUCAAUUCGAUUGCUGGGAACAAUUAAUGGCAAGACGGUGAACGUGCUGAUUGAUCGCAGCAGCACACAUAACUUCAUUAAGCCCGCCGUCGCUGAACAGCUAAGUCUCCCUGUGCUUUCGGGACACGCUUUUGAAGUUGAUCUAUAUAUCCUCCAAGUGGAGGGACCUGACGUCAUUUUGGGCGUCCAGUGGCUGCAAGAGCUGGGCGACGUCACUAAGAAUUACAAGGAGCUGACUAUGCGGUUUGAAUUGGGUGACAAACAAAUUUUCCUCCAGGGUGAAGCUGCCGAUCAGCCGACACCCGACCCUCCGUCCCCAGAUCCCCUUCCGUUCGUUGACCCUGUUCUGGGGGUGGUCCUGGCCAAAUUUCAGCCGGUGUUCGCGGUUCCAACGGCCUUACCUCCGGCACGUCGCUGGGACCACCGGAUCCAUCUGACUCAUCCAAACCGCCCGAUCAACGUCCGCCCAUACAGGUACCCAUACUUCCAGAAGACAGAGAUUGAGCGACUAGUUCAGGAGAUGCUCGAGCAAGGGGUUAUUCAACAUAGCACGAGCGCAUUCUCCUCUCCCGUCCUGUUGGUCCGUAAGAAAGACGGCACUUUCAGAUUUUGUGUCGACUACCACGCGUUGAACGCAGCUACUACACCGGAUCAUUUCCCGAUCCCCACGGCAGAUGAAUUGUUUGAUGAAUUACAUGCUGCGAGGAUAUUUACUAAGUUGGAUCUGCGGUCCGGUUAUCACCAAAUACGCAUGCAGGUGGAUGACAUCCACAAAACGACCUUCCGUACUCAUGAUGGCCACUUUGAGUUCCUCGUCAUGCCCUUUGGUUUGACCAACGCUCCCUCAACUUUUCAGGCAGCAAUGAAUGGUGUUUUUAGCCGUUCCUACGGAAGUUUGUCAUUGUUUUCUUUGACGAUAUUCUGGUCUACAGCAGCUCUAUUCAGGACCACGUGGGACACCUUUCUCAAGUCCUCACUAUUCUUGCUGAAAAUUGCUUCUAUAUUAAGUUAUCCAAAUGCUCUUUUGGAGUCAACACCAUCGAAUAUUUGGGGCAUAUUAUUUCAGCUGGCGAGCUUCGAGCAGAUAAAGCCAAGAUCGAGGCAAUGGUUGCCUGGCCCACCCCCACCACGAUCAAGCAACUCCGAGGUUUCCUAG
Molecule: messenger RNA, 1941 nt
Organism: Salvia hispanica
Lineage: Eukaryota; Viridiplantae; Streptophyta; Magnoliopsida; Lamiales; Lamiaceae
Source: RefSeq, a predicted model, not a curated record